AUGAAAUCUCUUGUGUUGCAGGCGACUGAUAAAACCUUUGUGGAUAAACUGAACAGCACCUUCAAGGGGAACUCACACUUCCAGCCGUGUAGAGGCCACGUGCUAGGGUUCAGCAUCAUUCACUAUGCAGGGAAGGUUCAGUAUGCCUCCAGUGGCUUCCUAGAGAAGAAUAGAGACACUUUGCCAGCAAAUAUCCGGGGUCUCUUCAUCAACAGUGUCACCCCAUUACUGAGUGUGCUGUUUACAGCCACAGUCUCCAGAACAGGGACUUUGAUGCCUCACAUUAAAGCCAAGGUCUUGCCAGGAACAGACAAUAACUUCAACAACACACGGAAGCAAUCAGUGGGUGCUCAAUUCCGGCAUUCCCUAUCGGUGCUGAUGGAGCGAAUGUACUCUGCUAACCCACACUUUGUGCGCUGCAUCAAACCGAACAGCCAGAAGGAGCCGGGCGUGGUUGACAGCCAAGUGGUGCUGGAGCAGCUCAGGUACAAUGGAUUGCUGGAGACCAUCCAGAUUCGGCGAAACGGCUUUUCCUGGAGACCCUCUUUUGAGGAAUUUGCAGAAAGAUACCGAAUUCUCCUAAUUAAACCAGAUGUCCCGCUCACACAGGAAAGCUGCUUGGAGAUUUUGCGGAGUACAGAGCUGAAAGGCUGGAGAUGUGGGAAGUCCCGCCUCUUUUUUAAGUACUGGCACCAGGAGCUGCUGGCAAAGAGCAUGGACCGCUUGGAAAAGGCAGCAGUAAUCAUCCAGAAGACUUACAAGAGAUUCUGCUGUAGGAAGAUUUACCAGGAGCUGGUGGUUGAGCUCAGAGCCCGAGAGAAGCGCCUGCAGGAGGAAGCAGAGAGAGAGAGCAACAGGCAACUGGAACUGGAGUCCCAGGCCCAGAUUGCCUCGCCAGUCCCUGUGCCACGGAGGAGACGUCCUCAGCCCCUCCCACGUUCUCAGCCUGGAGCUGAUUCUCUGACACAGCCACCAGUACCACGCCCUCGCAGCAAACUCACAGAGUCGACUCCCUUUGAUAAUUUUUUGCGCUCCAGGCCCUGCCCUGUGCUGGGGACAAAGGGGCAGACAGGAGAAGAGGAAGAAAUGAGGCAAAUCAAGAGGGGAGCAACUCUCCGCUGGUUCAGAGAGACACAGGCCUGGAAGGUUAUGCAGGAUGAUGGGGCCUUUCCUGGCUGGCUGCAUGGGAUGAUCAGCAGGAGGGAAGCUGAGAACUUGCUGAUGGACAAGCCUCUGGGCUGCUUCCUGGUUCGAAUCAGUCAGAGCAGGCCAGGCUACACCCUGUCAUACAGGGGUGAGAGCCGCUGCAGACAUUACAUGAUUGAGAUGCAGCCCAAUGCACGCUACGUGAUCCUGGGGGAGGACCGAGCUCACACCUCGCUCACCGCGCUGGUCCAAUACCAUCAAACUGUGGGAAUCCAGCCCUUCAUGGAGACAUUGACUGUGCCCUGUGAGCAGAAAGGUGAUGGGGACUCUGAUUAUGAGGAGUUGAAAUUCCACACCCUGGCCCCAUGCCCAGCAGAUGGGGAGAAGCAGCCUCAAAAAGAACAGGCUGAUCUUAAUGGGGCACCUGCUGUCAGCCACAUCCAGCAUGCAGGAGCAACUGCUGUUCUCAAGCACAUGCGGUUCAUGAAAUCAAAGAAAUGCCAAGAGCAGCAGCUGAGCCCAGGCGAGGAGUGGGCGGAGCCAAGCCCAUGUCAGGCUGGGGUGGCCAGACGGGCCAUUCCUCGCCUCUACCCCUCCAUACGAUUGGCAAUGUGGGAAAUCCAGCAGUUUUCUUCCCACCCCUCAAAUGGCUCCUAUGCCGAGCCGAAGCCCCAGCACUGAAGGCAGCGGGGCCCACAGCAAGAGUGACAUGAUAAACCUGGCUCAGGCCCCGUCCUCCUCUGGUACCACAGGGCCCUGCAUCAUCUGGUAGAAGCACCUGGGGAGAUGGCAGCCUCUUCCACAUGCACAGGGCUGGCUCUGUACCCUAUGGACAAGACACUGGGAGAGAAGAACUUUCUGAGGCUUUUUGUCAUGCUCUGCCAUUGGGGAGCUGCUGUGCGGGCCACUCUCUGAUUCUGGCAGGAGGAGGUGAUGACAUGACCAAGAGCUGGGGUCAUUGUGCAAAUGUGUAUGGAAAUCUUGGUGGUGAUUUUUCUAAUAUAGCUGGAGAAUGAAUGCUGUGUACUUUGUGUGGUUAGAUGUUUGGCUGCGUGUGUGUUCUCCCUGUGUGCUGUCCCAGCUCUGCGCAGACAGCUGACGCAGCAGACCUCAAGCAAACCGCCCAAUGACCACAAGAUCCGUUAAGGUGCGAAGGCACCCGGCCAGGUUUAUU
This is a messenger RNA of Terrapene triunguis (Three-toed box turtle), 2320 nucleotides long. Its product is annotated as myosin-IIIb-like. The record is from RefSeq and is a predicted model, not a curated record. NCBI's taxonomy places the organism in Eukaryota, Metazoa, Chordata, Testudines, Emydidae. The transcript has 17 exons. Gene Ontology annotation, molecular function: ATP binding; cytoskeletal motor activity; protein binding. Bases 1 to 1827 code for a protein of 608 amino acids. Gene Ontology annotation, cellular component: myosin complex.